ACUACCUGUUCGCUGUCUCAUUUCCUUCCUCCGUGCGGCUCACUGUUUCUUUCUUUCGUCGCUCCAGAGAUGCCUCCCCCUUCCUCUUCCUCAUGCCGCAUCCCUCUUCCUCUUCCUCCCUCGUGCCGCACUCCCCUUCCUCCCUCUUCAUCUGCUUUUUCCUCCAGGGAUCCCACUCCGGCAAAAGAUCGCCGCCCUGGUGGUCAGUGCCUCCUCGUCGGCGUCGGCGUCGUUUAGGGUUCCUUCAAGGUCGGGGUCGUCUAGGGUUCCAUCAAGCUCCGUCAAGUUCGUCAUCUUCAAGAAGUAUUCCAUCGGUACAGCAGAGAGAGGACAAGGGGCUCAUCAAGGCACGCGGUGCUAGGAACUUCCAUUCGACGGCCCCACUGCUUAUUCGACAUCCUAUUUCAAAACAGUCGUGGAAAUUUAUAUACAACAUUAAGCAGCAAACUUCAAGGUUUUGUUUGCUGCCACAUUCGGAAAUUCUAGUUCUUUCAAGAUAGGAAACUUUGAAUCAAGAUUUGUACCAGCUCCCAAGGUCAAUUUCAGGUAUGACUCAGGAAUUUUCCUUCUUCAGUAUGUUAGCAAGUACAAAGGUCUCGGAUUGGAGGGGUUCUCUAAUGAUGAUUUACAAGCUCUACGUCAAAAUUCCUUUUUGAGAUUGUAACUUGCAAGGACAAUGAAAUUCAGCUGCCCUGAGUAACUUCUUUCCUGCAGAGACAUGGUCUCAUUAAUAUUGUCACCUUCAAGGGAAGUUGCACUGCAAGAUUCAACUCAAAGGAAUACUUCCAUGGGAAAAAUGUUUCCUUAUCGAUAGAGCUAUCUUUUUUUCUCUUGCUGGUCUAGUGAUAGUUUCUUCCAAGACCUUCAGCUGUAAACAAUGUCUGAAAACAGCUGAAGCAGUUUUAUAAACGAGCAGUAAGACAUGUACAUUUUUUUGUCUUUCAUGACGCCUUGGUGAUACUAUCAUCACUCAAUUUCAUCAAGCUGUAAGCUUACCACUUUUAUGACAGUUUUAGAAUUACCACUUUGUAACAAAUGUAAAAUGAAAUUUCAUGUUUUUUUUAUAAUUAAAAACUAGUUGAAUCAAUAGGAACAGCACCUGGGUUCAGAAAUAGGAAUCGAUUUCUUUGGGAAACAGUAGAAACAGCACCUGGGUUCAGAAAUAGAAACCGAUUUCUUUGGGAAACAGUAAAAACAGUUGUUUAGUUUAUAAAAGGAAAACAGCAGGUACGGCAAAACAGUGGAACAAAUUUUUAAAACAGCGAAACAGCAGGUACAGCGAAACAGUGGAACAGCUUCACGAAGUAGGAACAGCGAAACGGUAGAAACAGUUCAAACUCAGGGAAACGCGCGCCUCGCGGCCGACAAAGCCCGCCAAUCAGCUGCUUUUGUGCGAAGCCACACCUAGUUGACGCAGAAUGCGUCACAUAGGAGCUCUCGGAGCUCUCCUCGCUGAAUGCGAGAUAUAGCUCCCGCGCGAAUAUCCUGAUAUGAAAGGUAUGCUGGACCUUGAUGGGCCAAAUUUAGACGCAGGCUUGGCAGAAGGAAAUCACACCACAGCGAUUUGAGUUUCUCAAAAAACAAAACAGCUAUUUGAAGAUAAGGCAGCAGCAAAAGCAACAUCCUCUUGGUCGCAUACCUUCUGUCGCGGAAGCUCCCACGCUGGAUCGCGCAUGGACGCCGGCGAGCUGGAGGUCUUCGACGCCGGCCGUUGCACCGACGGAUAUCAGCUGGGCCUCGCCGUGGGGCAGCGAUUCAGCGAGACGAUCAGGAGCAGGAUGCAAGUGGACCUCUUCCUGCAGGAGCAGCUGCUGCCGUUCGCGUCCACGGCGGCGGGCAAGCAGCUCCUCGCCGCUCUCCAGGCCACCAACAGGGAGAGGUACCCCCGGUACUGGGACGAGCUGGUGGGCAUGGCGGACGGCAGUGGGGUUCCUCUCCUGCACGUGAUUCUGGUCAACCUGAGGAAGGAGAUUCGUCCGUUCAUCCCAAAGAAGGACCACGAACGGAGAGAGGAGGAGGACGACGACUGCUCCGACAUCCUGAUGGUGAGCGAGUCGACGGCGUUCGCGGCGCACAACGAAGACGCCAACGUCGCGCUGCUCGGCCACACCUACGUGGUGAAGGCGACGUCGCCGGACGGCGCAUCCUCCUUCACCGCCUACACCUACGCCGGCGAGCUCCCGACCUGCGCCUUCGGGUUCAACAGCAACGGAGUGGUACGUGUACUGUACGCCCCCCUCAGACCAGCCAGACGCACGCGACUGGACUGUCACGAUCCUUGCUGCAUUUCGACAUGUUCAGGCCUUCACGCUCGACUCGGUUCCGCCGGCGAUCGGCGAGGUCGCCGCGGGGGCCAUCGCCCUGAACUUCGUGUCGCGGGACCUGCUGGAGGCGAGAGACCUCGACGACGCGAUGCACAGGGUGUGCUCGCCGGGCGUCUCGAUCGGGCACUGCUACAACCUGAUGGGCGUCAGAGCCCGGCGCAUCGUCACCGUCGAGACCGCCUCCCGGAACCGGUUCGCCGUCCACGAGACCGGCCCGGUGCCUUCCUUCCACGCGAACAUGUACCGCCAUCUCCAAGUGGAGCAGGUGCAGGACGAGAACUCCAUGAGCAGGGAGAGGAGAGCGGCGCAGUGCGCGAUGGACUCCAAGGAGAAGGCGCUCGCGGUGCUCGGAGACACGGCCGACGACAAGUACCCGAUCUUUAUGACAGGGCCAACGCUGUAUACUCUAUGCACCGUCUUGGUUGAUCUCGACGAGGAGACGAUGACCAUUUACAGGGGAAAUCCCAAGAACAGAGAUGCCGUUCGAGUAGUUCUUCCUAUGAUGUGAACUUCUAAUAACUAGAUUGGCUUAGUCCUCGUCGCUGAGAAAUUGGCCAGUAUCCCUUAUUGCUACAGUAGUAUUAUGAUUGUAAUUCAAAAGAUUGGUUCAGAUUUU
Molecule: messenger RNA, 2940 nt
Organism: Triticum aestivum (bread wheat)
Lineage: Eukaryota; Viridiplantae; Streptophyta; Magnoliopsida; Poales; Poaceae
Exons: 11
Coding region: 1674-2750 (358 amino acids)
Source: RefSeq, a predicted model, not a curated record